This is a messenger RNA of Monopterus albus (swamp eel), 5587 nucleotides long. It is a transcript of the gene arhgef7a, whose product is annotated as Rho guanine nucleotide exchange factor (GEF) 7a. The transcript has 19 exons. Lineage: Eukaryota; Metazoa; Chordata; Actinopteri; Synbranchiformes; Synbranchidae. Gene Ontology annotation, biological process: lamellipodium assembly; intracellular signal transduction. Gene Ontology annotation, molecular function: guanyl-nucleotide exchange factor activity; protein binding. The coding region runs from base 1036 to 3375 and encodes 779 amino acids. The record is from RefSeq and is a predicted model, not a curated record. Gene Ontology annotation, cellular component: cytoplasm; lamellipodium.
AGGCUACAGCAGUGUUACAGGUAUAACAAGAAUAGAUGGAUGAAAUGAUACAAUGCAGUGAUCUUGGGCAGUGGUUCCUACAUCUACAUGUGACCCCACGUUACAGGUUAUGGCGUCAUUAUGGAGACAUUUUCUUUUCAGGUUUGGUCAUCUGAAUGAUUGACAUGCCUGAAGAUGAGAAAGAAUUAAGAAGAAAAUGGAAAAAUUUUGUGUAACAAUUUUCUCUUCUUGUUUUAUUUUGUAUAAACUUGUGACCUCUCAUUUAUCAGGCUCAGAAUAACUUGGGGUAGAUGAAAGCAAUAAGGAAGAAUCACUCAUAACAGUGAUAUCAGAGUCUUGGCUGUCUGGUUAAAGCAGAUCUUGGCUCAGUGCUCAAAUCCAGCUGUUUUCACUAAAUGAUCUGCCUGUUUUCGUGUUACAAUUAGCCAAAUGAUGCCUUUAGUAUUAGUCAAAUUUAAAUGCCAGCACUGAAGCCUCCGCUCUAUGUCUAACGUGUUUGCUCAGCUGCUUCCCCUUUUGAAUUGAGGCCUGUCCAAAACACAGCAGAUAGCAACAGAUAGCCUGUGGCCUGCACAUAAUAAACAGAUAUAAAAGGAUAUGCAAAGCCGCAAAGAGAGAGACCAUUCAUGUCGUGCUCAAGUGUCCUAACAACUGGUUGGACUGGCUUGUCCCUCUUGUGUGAUGUCAUCCAAUGGAUGAGCGGCUGGCGGCUGCGAUGCGCAUGUAUACAGGUCCCUGCCUCAACGCAUCACAGCGAAUCUCACUUGACAGCUUGCCAGGUUAAAGGGGGAAAACACACCACUCAAGAGGGGAAACUAGACCUGCUGAAUUUCCACCAGCCAGCCGUCAUCCGCAUCCAUCCGAAGCAGAGGUUCUCCCGCAGCCUCUCUUAUCGCCGACUCAUGCAUCAUUUUGGGGGGAUUAAUUAGCCCGUGUGUCUGUUCUAACGCACAGAUGACAGCCUAACCGGGGCAGUAAGCUGCUGAGAUACCCAAACACAGCCGCUUUGUUGAAUCGGAUCUGUUGUGACUGGACAUGAAUUCGGCGGAACAGACGGUUACAUGGUUGAUUACGCUCGGGGUGCUGGAAUCGCCAAAGAAGACCAUCUUGGAUCCUGAAGCGUUUCUGCAGAGCUCCCUGAAAGAUGGGGUGGUCUUGUGUAGACUUCUGGAGCGGCUCAGUCCGGGGUCCACGGAUAAAAUUUACCAAGAACCGAAAAAUGACGGCGAGUGCCUGAGCAACAUAAAGGAGUUUCUCAAGGGCUGCACAUCGUUCCGCGUCGAGCCUUUUGAGGCCAGUGACCUGCUGCUGGGACUGAACUUCUCAAAGGUGCUGAGCAGCCUGGUUGCUCUGAAUAAAGUGACUGCAGAUAUCGGCGUAGGCAGUGAUUCGGUGUGUGCCCGACACUCUUUAGCACACCGCAUCAAGUCAUUUGAGUCACUAUCCUCUCAGGCUUCACUGGGACAAUCCUCCAAGCUGCUGCAGAACCAGUUUCGCAGUCUGGACAUGUCAGAAAACAGCGGACAGCAGCUGCUUGUGAAGGCACGUUUCAACUUUGAGCAGACCAACGAGGAUGAGCUCACCUUUAAUAAGGGUGACAUCAUCAGCGUAACUCGUCAGGAGGAAGGUGGCUGGUGGGAGGGGACACUCAAUGGCAAGACUGGGUGGUUUCCUAGCAACUAUGUCCGUGAGGUCAAAGGCUCUGACAAACAGGUGUCUCCAAAGUCUGGCACUCUUAAGAGCCCACCUAAAGGUUUUGACACGUCUGCAAUCAGCAAGACGUACUAUAACCUGGUGUUGCAGAACAUUUUAGAAACUGAGACAGAAUAUUCCAAGGACCUUCAGAGCCUCCUGACAAACUACCUGCGACCUUUUCAGAACACUGACAAACUGAACAGCUCGGAUGUGGCUCUGAUUCUGGGAAACCUUGAGGAAAUUUGCACCUUCCAGCAGAUGCUUGUCCAAUCCCUGGAAGAUUGCACCAAGCUUCCAGAAAUCCAGCAAAGGGUAGGUGGCUUCUACCUGAAUCUCAUGCCACAGAUAAUGGCUCUUAAUGUCGGCUACUGCUCCAACCACCCCUCUGCAGUAAAUAUACUCACCCAGCACAGUGAAGUAUUGGGGGAGUUUAUGGAGGGGAGGGGAGCAGUCAGUCCUGGGAUCCUCACCCUGACCACAGGCCUCAGUAAACCCUUUAUGAGGCUUGACAAAUACACCACCUUACUCAAAGAGCUGGAGAGGCACAUGGAGGAGGGUCAUCCUGACAGGCAAGACAUUCAGAAGUGCAUGGCAUCUUUCAAAAAUCUGUCUGUUCAGUGCCAGGAGGUGCGGAAGCGUAAGGAGCUGGAGCUGCAGAUUCUUACCGAGUCCAUUCGGCUGUGGGAGGGGGAUGACAUUAAGACCCUGGGCUCUGUGCUGUACAUGAGCCAGGUCUUAGUCCAGAGUCCUGGCUCAGAGGAGAAGAGUGAGCGUUACCUCAUGCUCUUCCCCCAUGUCCUCCUCAUGUUGUCUGCCAGCCCCAGGAUGAGUGGCUUCAUAUUCCAGGGAAAAUUGCCCCUGGCCAGUAUGACAGUGACCAAACUAGAAGACUGUGAAGCUCAUAAAAAUGCUUUUGAGCUCAACGGCACAAUGUUUGACCGUCUCCAGGUGAUGUGCACCAAUCAGCAGGACCUGCAGGACUGGGUUGAACACCUGACCAGACAGAUCAAACAUGCUACUGCCACGGCUCCCAGUCACAAACCACUCACCGUUCCCUGCCAUACGCUCCCAUCUCACCCCUUUACCCCAUCCCGGCAUGCCGAUGGGAGAGCCAUGACAGUGGCCCCCACCUACCACACUCUGCCUCACCCCUCCUCCCAUGGGAUGUCUCACAACACCAUGAUGUGGGGCCCACUGGAGCCACCCAACACCCCCAAACCCUGGAGCCUGAGCUGCCUGCGGCCUGCACCCCCAUUACGGCCCUCUGCUGCACUCUGCUACAAGGAGGAUCUUAGUAAAAGUCCUAAGAGUGUGAAGAAACUCCUUCCCAAACGCAAACCUGAGAGGAAACAGUCUGAGGAGGAAUUUGCCUUAAGGAAGAGUACAGCUGCUCUGGAAGAAGAUGCCCAGAUCCUGAAAGUUAUUGAGGCGUACUGCACCAGUGCCAAAACCAGGCAGACUCUGAACUCCACCUGGCAGGGCACUGACCUGAUGCACAACCAUGUGCUAGCUGACAUGGACCGGUCCUGUGUGGACUCGCCAGGCCGCCGUAGCAGCGUGUCACGGCCAGAAUUGACCUCUGACCUUUCGGAAGACUCUGACUAUGACUCCAUCUGGACCACCCACAGUUACAAGAUGGGUUCAGUGCCACGCAAGAGCUGCAUCUCUCACCAGAACUAAAGAACGUACAGUGCUGCCACACUGUACUGUAAUGUAACGUACAGCACGUUUACCUCUUCACCUUCAAUGUAUUAAAGGAAACUAGAUUUUUUUUUAAAUUUAUCUAUUUAUUUUCUAUUGUAUAUGUUCUUUAUGUUAACUUAUUUGGUUUAUUUAUUUUUUAUGGCAGCAUAUUGCUGCCACCAUGAGAAAGAAAUAUUUGCUCAGUAUCUCAUAAUGAGAAACUUUUUUCAUUAUAACAAGAUACUUUAACAAAAAAAUGUGAUAUUUUUCUCUUUAUUACAACAUUUCUUGUCAUAAUGAUAUAGUGUGGUAACUUCAAUCACAAGUUGAAAAUUUGUUUCAGAUUUAUGGCCCAAACCAUCUAAUGUGGUAACACUCACUCUGGAAUGGAUCACAUCAUUUCUACUCCCUAACAUGAGCCCUGCAGAGCUUGUAGUGAAUUCAUGCAGCACACAGACUGACUUUACUUGCUGUCACCUGUAACAUGAUCGGGACAUAUGCAGGAUAAUUUUUAAUUUAUCAUGGCUCAUGAGCUGCAGUCAAGUGCCAGGCUGUAUUGUGCACCCAUGUACAAUUAUUGUGUGUGGAUUUAAUUGUCAGAUCAGUAAUUCUCAAGGAAUGGUUGGAGCACACCUUGGUCACUGUGUGGAAAGUUGGUAUGUGAGAGUGUCGAAGAGACAUGCGCAGAAUGUGCCUAGGAGGUGCACUCCAGUCGGUGCUGUGUGUGUUCUCCCACAAGGGAUAUGCAAUUCUCAGCAGGCAGAACUUUGCAUAACACCAGUCCUUGAGAAUAACUGUAGUAAUGAUAUGAAUCACUCUAGUGUCUAUAUUGUCAUAUUAGAUGGUUCUUCGGGCUGUAAAUUUGAACCUAUAUUUCAAUUUAUGAUUGAAGUUACUAUGAUAUCUUCAUCUUCAUAACAAGAAAAUACAGUAUGUUGUUAUAACAUGAAAGAAAUGACAUUUUACAUGAAAGUAUGUUGAACUGUUGCAGGUGCCAAGCUUUAAAGUAAAUAAGUGAGUAUGAUGUGUGUGAGCGUUUUCAAAUAUUGCACCUUGGCUUUGGAAUACCUUCCUAUUGCAAGCUUAUCAGUGCUGAUUUGUUAUGGAUUUAUUGCUGUGCCAUGUAGUGCUUUUUGAGGUAUUUUAAAUUGUUAUAGUGUUUUACAUUAUGUUGUUUUUCCAGGAUUAUGGCGAUAUUUGCGGGAAUUUAUAUUGCUGUAUUGGGUAGUUUGAUGGCAUUUUAUAAUGUUAUACACCAUUGUGCUGUAUUAUUUAAAUUUAUGUUAUUAUUUUGUUUGUUUCUUUUCAUUUUAAUUCUGUCUUGUUAUGAUUGCCCUGUUUACUGAGCAAAUAUGUUUUUCUCAUGGUGGCAGCAACAUGCUGCCGUAAUUUCUUUUAAGAUGUUUAAAGCAUCUCCCUGUUGCCUUUGUGACUUUUUCCCUUUUAUGUGCCUCCUCUCUUUCUGUAGUUGUCAUGCACUACGUGUUUGGUAAUUUUUUUAUCUUGAAUGUGACCACUCCCAUUGUUUGACCAUAAGUAUGGCAGACUCUCUUAGCAGAGUAAAAGGAUGUUGGAGUGGAAUAUAGGGGAGGGAGACCCAGGGGAGGCAGAGGUGAGGACUGAGCUUUUCCUGUCUGAUAUUCAGAUGUAAUUCAGGAACGAGUAUAUUCUAUUUACCAUGUACUACUUCUCUCCAGUAUGUGUUUUUAGAGUAUGUAUGCUCAAACAUAGCACAGAUGCGACACAUACACGCACACAGGUUCAGGCACAUAUGCCCCUGCUGCCUGAUAAUAUAGCAGCAUGCAGAUGUAAUAUCAAAAUUCUUAACAUUUUAUAUCACUUCUGUUUUCAUAAUUUGAAGUUUUAUUCAUGUUGCCAGCCCUAAGCAGAAUAACGUAACCAGACAGCUACUGAAUAUUGACCAUCCUUGCUAACUGUUUGUGAAAUUCAGUCCAUUCUUUGUAGUAGUUGCUACAGAAAGAGGAGAACAUCACGUACAGUCCACUCUCUAGUCGAGCUUUUACCAACUAGAUAAAAGCAAGUGGACUAAGAAUGGUGAAGGGUGGGUCUGUUUUUCACAGUUACCUCUAGUAGUGUUUAGUCACACAGAUAAUUUUAGAUUUUAUUUGUCCAUGUUUUUAGAUGUCUGCAGUUGAGGUGAAUGGGAUUCCAAAACAAAAAAAAAAGAUAUUAAAAAAAAAAAAAAAAA